This is a messenger RNA of Amaranthus tricolor (Joseph's coat), 1946 nucleotides long. Its product is annotated as calcium-dependent protein kinase SK5-like. NCBI's taxonomy places the organism in Eukaryota, Viridiplantae, Streptophyta, Magnoliopsida, Caryophyllales, Amaranthaceae. Gene Ontology annotation, cellular component: nucleus; cytoplasm. The record is from RefSeq and is a predicted model, not a curated record. Gene Ontology annotation, molecular function: calcium ion binding; ATP binding; calmodulin binding. Bases 235 to 1770 code for a protein of 511 amino acids. Gene Ontology annotation, biological process: protein autophosphorylation; intracellular signal transduction; peptidyl-serine phosphorylation. The transcript is spliced from 7 exons.
CAAUAUAGAAUCAACUAUAUAAAUCGUGAAAAACAGUCACUAAUAAAGAUUAUUCAACCCGGUUCAAUACAAAUAAUAUUUAAUAGCAAUCUAAACUAACCAAAUCAAUUCUAUUCUAAUAACUAAUCAUCAUCUACACAUAAAAAUCUCCAAAGUCCAACCUGUAAAAUAUCUCUUCAAUCUUCAAUUUCUGGGUUUUUGAUCCAAUUUCAAACAGACUAGACCAUCAGCACCAUGACAUUCAACAAAGCCAGCUCAGUGAGAUUCUCAAAACCCACAUCAGUUCUGCCUUAUGAAACCCAAAACAUCACUAAUCUUUACACCUUAAGCAAAAAGCUUGGCCAAGGUCAAUAUGGAACCACAUACUUGUGCACAGAAAACUCUACAGGCAAAAAAUAUGCUUGCAAAUCAAUACCCAAAAGGAAGCUUUUGUGUAGGGAAGAUUGUGAUGAUGUAUGGAGGGAGAUUCAGAUAAUGCAUCAUUUAGCCGAGAACCCGAAUGUUGUAACCAUAAAAGGAACUUAUGAGGAUUCCCUUCAUGUUCAUCUGGUGAUGGAGUUGUGUGAAGGUGGAGAGCUUUUCGAUCGAAUCGUAGCCAAAGGGCUCUAUAGUGAAAGAGAAGCGGCUCGGUUAAUAAAGACUAUUGUAGGUGUUGUUGAAGCUUGUCAUUCAUUGGGGGUAAUUCAUAGAGAUCUCAAACCUGAAAACUUCUUGUUUGAGAGUACUGCAGAGGAUUCUCCUCUGAAAGCUACAGAUUUCGGUCUUUCUGUGUUUUAUCAGCCAGGAGAUACCUUCAGUGAUGUGGUUGGGAGUCCAUUCUACGUUGCACCAGAAGUACUGAACAAGCUUUAUGGCCCAGAAGCUGAUGUUUGGAGUGUGGGUGUUAUAUUGUACAUCUUACUUAGUGGAGUUCCUCCUUUUUGGGCAGGUAAAUUAAGCUUUUCUGCUUGUGUAUUUUCAGAAACUGAUGCAGGAAUAUUCAGGCAGAUACUGCAAGGAAAGAUCGAUUUUGAGACACUACCAUGGCCAAGCAUCUCUGGGGGUGCUAAAGAUUUAAUAAGAAAGAUGCUUGUCAAAGAUCCCAAGAAAAGACUGACAGCAUAUCAAGUGCUUAGUCAUCCAUGGAUUGUCGAUGACACAAAUGUACCUGACAAGCCUCUUGAUUCAGCUGUUUUAUCGCGCCUCAAGCAGUUUUCCGCCAUGAACAAGAUUAAGAAGAUGGCCUGUCGAGUCAUAGCUGAGAGACUUUCUGAAGAAGAAAUUGGUGGUUUGAAGGAGCUAUUCAGAAAGAUAGACAAGGACCAAAGUGGAAGUAUAACAUUUGAUGAGUUGAGAAAUGGCCUGCGACGGGUUGAUUCAAAGAUAAAGGAAUCUGAAAUUGAGGAUCUCAUGCAUGCAGCCGAUGUGGAUGAAAAUGGAACCAUAGACUAUGGAGAAUUCGUAGCUGCUACCCUGCACUUAAACAAAUUGGAGAGAGAGGAGAACUUGGCAUCUGCAUUUGCGUAUUUUGACAAAGAUGGCAGCGGCUAUAUAACCAUUGACGAGCUCCAGCUAGCCUGCAAAGAACUCGGACUCAGUGAUCACCACCUGGACGAAAUGAUCAAGGAGGUCGACCAAGAUCAUGAUGGUCAAAUAGAUUAUGGAGAAUUUGUUACCAUGAUGAGAAAGGGAAACAGAGGUGGCGGAAGGAGAACAAUGAGAAGCAUUAUAAAUUGGGAGGAUGCAGUUGAAUCUCUGGAGAUGUCCUCUAUAGAAGCUAAAUGCCAUUAGAAUUUUCUAAUUAAUCUUUUCAUUUAAGAAUAUUGACAAAAACUAGCUCAAGAGCCGUUCAAUCUACUGAAGAUCUGAUUUUUGCAGUUUGUUACUUAUAUAUUACCCAUUUUUAUUGCUGUACUGAACCAGAUAAGAUAUGGAAUCUGAAAGCCUCUUUGUGAUACUUCCAUUUA